Messenger RNA from Leptonychotes weddellii (Weddell seal), 571 nucleotides. The record is from RefSeq and is a predicted model, not a curated record. Lineage: Eukaryota; Metazoa; Chordata; Mammalia; Carnivora; Phocidae.
GUCUCUUUGAGAAGCAGAAAGAGAGAAGGAAAGAGAGGACGAAAGAGAGGUGUUUCCCUUGGCGAUGGAAACUCUAUAAAGAGAGAGCCGGCUUGUCUUCUCUCGAGCAGCCAGAAAAACAGCGGUGUCGGCCUUGGCCCUGACACCUUAGCUGGGGGCUAGCUCGAGGAACCGGCUGCCAUGCAGCAGCCCUUCAGUUACCCGUACCCCCAAAUCUACUGGGUGGACAGCAGUGCUAGCUCUCCCUGGGCCUCUCCGGGCUCGGUCCUCCCGUGUCCGUCCUCCGUGCCGGGAAGGCCUGGGCCGAGGAGGCCGCCGCCGCCGCCCCCCCCAACACCCCCAACACUACCACCGCCGGAGUCCUUAGCUCGGCUGCCGCUGCGGCCGCUGAAGACGCGGAGGGACCACAACACAGGCCUGUGUCUCCUUGUGAUGUUUUUCAUGGUUCUGGCAGCCCUGGUGGGGCUGGGGCUGGGGAUGUUUCAGCUUUUCCACCUACAAAAGGAGCUGGCUGAACUCAGAGAGUCCACCAGCCAAAGUCCUAGAGCAUCAUCUUUGGAGAAGCAAAUAG